AAGACCGGGUUGGACCUGUUCAGGUUCACGCAGACAAUCUUUACAUUUAGAAUUAGCUUACAGAUGUAAAAUUAAAGCAGUAAAAUAUAAAGCUUUUUAUUUAAAUAUCCAGUCAUUAUUUUACAAGCACAGAGAGCCGCAUCAGAUGGAUGGAAGAGCUGCAUGCGGCUCCAGAGCCGCGGGUUGCCGACCCCUGUGCUAGCCUACUUUAUUGUCCCCAGCAAUUUUUAAACCCCACUCAAGUGUAUGGUUAUUGUCCCCAGCAGUUCUGAAAACAAACUGACGCCCUUGCAAAUGCAUGACCUUGAGGCUGUUUCACGCACUCUGGCGCUGUGUCAAAAGGAACUGUGGAAAAGGUUAAAUAACCUUGGAGGAAUAGCUCCUUCAUCACGUUACAAGGACGAGGUCUCACGCAGGAUAGACUUUAUUGAGAGGGAGUUGGAUGUGUUGGAGAGCUGGCUGGACUACACCGGGGAGCUGGAGCCUCCUGAACCUCUGGCUCGUCUCCCUCAGCUCAAACACCGCAUCAAACCACUGCUGUCCCAGCUCAGCAAGGUCCAGCAGAUCGCUCUGUUCAGCUCCACGUGAGGGUGCCAGAGAGCAGCUGCAGCCUCAGGCCCCAGCAGCCGCUUUCCCAGAGCAGCAGGAGGGGUCACUGAUGCAAGAUACACUAAUCCUGUGUGGCGGUGGGGGGUGCAGGGCUGCAGCCUGUCUGUGUCAUAUCUGGAUAUUUAAAUGAGGAGAGUGAGCCUCUUGAAUCAGGAUGAAACAAAACAGAACCUCUGAAAGCAGGAGAAUCCCUUCGGACCCGGUUACACUCGAUGUGGCGCCCAAACCUAAUGAAUGCCUUCUUCUGAACUACUGCUUAAUGUGGCCCUGUCCUUCUCAGUGCACAGUGCUCUAGCUCCACAAGCUUUAUUUUCACACCUGAACCAACACGGCAGUAAUUUUUGAACACAUUAUUUUCUGUUAUUUGUGUCUCAAACUCACCUUUUUGCUCCUCUUUCCUGCCAUACUGUGUUACAGGCCCUGCUGUUGAUUUAGAGAACUGGUAACUUGAAUACAUUCACUCUGUUCUCUCACCAUUCAGGCCGUCUUUAAUGUUCCCAGUUACACUGUGAAGUUUGCUUUUCUUAAGAUUCAAGUCCUUUUUACCAUUUAUUUGCUCAUCAAAUCAUUUUCAGUUUUUCUCCCUCUUUAUUUGGACUUUGUCGCUGUUGCAUCUAAUGCAUCGUUUGUUGAGAUCUGUGUUGUGGAUUCUUAUUAACCUAGCAUUCUGUCUGUAUAUCUGCUAGAAAACCUAAACAUCUGUUCUUGUUUUACUCCGUUUCAUCAGUUUAUUUAACUGUUGAUUAUAAAGUUGUCAUUCAAAGCUGUUUUGAAUUGGCACGGUUCCAACCACAGUUAAUGUAUGCCACUGUCCUGCAAGUGUGUGUCCUAGAAGCGGGGAACAUGUCAAACAAUGCAAACAGAUUUCCUGGUGCAUGAAUAAACUAUUAAU
Molecule: messenger RNA, 1501 nt
Organism: Nothobranchius furzeri (turquoise killifish)
Lineage: Eukaryota; Metazoa; Chordata; Actinopteri; Cyprinodontiformes; Nothobranchiidae
Product: PHD finger protein 20-like
Biological process (GO): regulation of transcription by RNA polymerase II
Cellular component (GO): NSL complex; MLL1 complex
Source: RefSeq, a predicted model, not a curated record